UAGAGACGACAUGCUCCAUAGCGCCAUUGUUUGUCAUUUCCUCCCUCCCUCCCUCUGCUCCCAUAUAUUUGGCAAUCUCUCUCUCUCUCUCUCCCCAAAACCCUUCUUCCUCCUCCUUGCUGCAAAACCUCGAUCCAUAGUCCUCCAUAGCCGCCCAGCAAGCCUGUGCUCGGUCUCGUUAUUCUGCUGAAGAGACCGGAGCUAGGAGGCGAAGAUGAGUGGUGUGCUGCGGAGAAGCUCUACCCUGCUCCGCACGCUGCAGAAGCAGGGACCCAGUUUCAGCAACCACCAGGUUUCCCAUUCCCACCAUUUUCCCGGGAGCCAAGCGCAGAGCAGGCCCUACUUCGGUAAAUUACCCAACUUUCCCAGGAGAAUCAGGGAGUGCAAUGAUCUUACCCCCACGACCGCGAUGUUCUCCUCCUCCUCGUCGGCUGGGGCGGCUUCGUCCAAGGUCGGCCUUGUCGGGUGGUAUUUGGGGAUGGUCAAGUCUAGGCCUAUCAUCACGAAGAGCGUCACCUGCGCGCUUAUUUACACGGCUGCUGAUUUGUCGUCUCAGACAAUUGCAAGAGCACAAUCAGAUUCAUAUGAUCUUCAGAGGACACUAAGAAUGGCUGGAUAUGGGAUGGUUAUAUUAGGACCUUCCCUUCACUUCUGGUUCAAUCUAGUGUCGCAGCUCUUCCCAAAACGAGAUCUCAUCUCCACUCUGAAGAAGAUGGUCAUGGGCCAGGCCAUCUAUGGACCCAUCAUGACUGUUGUGUUCUUCUGUGUAAAUGCACAUCUACAAGGUGAAAAUGGGGCAGAGAUCGUUGCACGAUUGAAACGAGACUUGGUCCCUACAUUGAUUAGUGGUGUUAUGUACUGGCCCGCUUGCGAUUUCAUCACCUUCAAAUUCAUCCCUGUCCAUCUACAGCCACUGAUGAGCAACUCGUUCUCGUACCUGUGGACUAUUUACCUCACUUACAUGGCAAGCUUAGAGAAAGUGGAGACUUCUUCUUGUUGAACACCAGCGUUAGUCAACUACUCCGCCCUCGGCAAAUAAUUUCACAGCGGAUAUUUCGGACUUCAGGCACGAGAAAUCGUCCCCGAAAUUCGGUACUGGCGGAGUCUCUGAUCCCAUAGUCGGCUCAUAGUUUUGGGGCAGCGAUCAACUCCCUGGCUGCAAAUUAUUUUACUGCAAUUGUUUGAAUUAAUUUUGCUUACAGUAGUAGGUGUAAUUUACAAAGUGUAAGAACAGUGCAUCUUUGGAUGUCAAUGUGGCAAAAGAAGUACCCUUUCUCGUAA
Punica granatum (pomegranate) is the source of this 1281-nucleotide messenger RNA. Lineage: Eukaryota; Viridiplantae; Streptophyta; Magnoliopsida; Myrtales; Lythraceae. The record is from RefSeq and is a predicted model, not a curated record.